Molecule: messenger RNA, 10583 nt
Organism: Oncorhynchus keta (chum salmon)
Lineage: Eukaryota; Metazoa; Chordata; Actinopteri; Salmoniformes; Salmonidae
Product: nuclear receptor coactivator 1-like
Exons: 21
Coding region: 793-5163 (1456 amino acids)
Biological process (GO): positive regulation of transcription by RNA polymerase II; cellular response to hormone stimulus
Cellular component (GO): nucleus
Molecular function (GO): protein dimerization activity; nuclear receptor binding
Source: RefSeq, a predicted model, not a curated record
GUCAUUGUACGUGCACGAGCAAAACUGUUUGCGUAGCGAGAUGUUGAAAAUGGCGGAGUAUCGAGACCAACGCGACAAUUAAAAUAUUAGUUAACCGUGAAUGACAAUUUCAAAACAAACGCAAGUUCUAUUUCGGAAUAACUUAAUUUAAGGAGAGACAUGGAGUAUAGUUGAACACAUCGAAUUGGUUUUGAAACUGGCUUUGAAUUAGCUAGCGUUGCUAAUCUCGCUAGUUUCAAUAGUGUGAUUUAUUUUUUAUUUUUUUUAUCGCAGGUUUGUUUGUCAACAGCUGACGUUUAGCCACCAACCAACUUUUCCCUUACCAGUGCCAAACUACAGCACCAGAUCACAUCGUCCAUAGCGUGUGGAAGAGACGUUUACGGAGCGGCGGAUCAGUAAAUCAAGGCAACCGAACUAAGGUUAGCUGGUAGGCUAGCUCACGGCUUUAGCUAACAAAUAUUUACAUUAAAUUAGCCACCUAAUGCAUAGUAAUUGUGCAUCUAACAUGACAACUCUGAUAGCUCGAUUGCAUUGAAAUCGAGUAAAUACAGAAGAGAAUUACCAAUCAACAUAUAAGGGAAGGGGCCUGACAAACAGGUCCAGCUCGCUCGCCCCUCCCCAAGUGGGAUGGUGCUACAUAACGGGGAGGCCAUGGCGCCGUAGCCCCCUUUCCUGGAUCCUGCCAGCCAGCCCGCCACACCAAGACCCCCAUCAGAGCAGAGGACCACCGCCACAGCAGCCCCCCCAUGAGUCACCCUCUGGAGCCCUAGAUCAAGUGUGCUGAAGCUCAGAAUGAGUGCUGUAGGGGAAAGGGCACUGGACCCUGCCACGUCAGAGCCUCGUAAGAGGAAGGGCUCGCUAUGCGACAUCUCAGGCCAGAGUGUGGAGAAGCGGCGGCGGGAGCUGGAGUGUCGUUACAUAGACGAGCUGGCCGAGCUCCUGUCUGCCAACAUGGGCGACAUCGCCAGCCUCAACGUCCAGCCAGACAAGUGCCACAUCCUCAAGAGCACCGUGGACCAGAUCCAGCAGAUCAAACGGCGCGAGCAGGAGAAAGCGUCUCUAAUAUCACCAGAGGACAAGGUGCAGAGGAGUGACAUUUCGUCCAGUAGUCAGGGCAUGGUGGAGAAAGAGGCUCUGGGGCCGCUGCUGCUCGAGGCCCUGGACGGCUUCUUCUUUGUGGUCAACCGCGAGGGCCGGAUCGUGUUUGUGUCAGAGAAUGUGACGGGUUACCUAGGUUACGCCCAGGAAGAGCUGAUGACCUCCAGCGUGUACAGCAUCCUCCACGUGGGAGACCACAAUGAGUUCAUCCGCAACUUGCUGCCCAAGAGCCUCGUCAACGGGGUGCCGUGGCCCCAGGAGCAGGGCUGGAGGAACAGUCACACGUUUAGCUGUCGGAUGCUGAAGAGGCCCCCUGACGAGGUGGACUCCGAGAACCAGGAGGCACGGCAGCAGUACGACAUCAUGCAGUGUUUUACUGUCUCCCAGCCCAAAGCCAUGCAGGACGAGGGAGAUGACCUGCAGACCUGCCUGAUCUGCAUAGCCUGUCGGAUGCCUCGCCCCCAGCAGCUCCCUGCUAUCAGCACUGAGUCCUUCAUCACCAAACAGGAUCCCACAGGGAAAAUCAUCUCCAUAGAGACCAGUGCUCUGCGGGCGACAGGGCGCCCAGGCUGGGAGGACCUGGUCAGGAAGUGCAUCUACGCAUUCUUCCAGCCACAGGGGAAAGAACCCUCCCACGCCAAGAAGCUGCUCCACGAGGUGAUGACCCAUGGCACGGCCAUCAGUCCUCUUUAUCAAUUCAACCUGAGCGACGGGACCCCCCUCAGCGCUCAGACCCGCUGCAAGUUCUGCUGCCCCCCCAAAUCCGACGUUCAGCCCUUCAUCAUGGGCAUUCACACUAUUGACAGGGAACACAACACUGCUAGCUCUCAGGAAAACACUAACUCCAGCCUUCUACUGACCCAUGGGAGCCCUGCUUCCUCCCACACUUCCCGUUCCCCUGCCCUACCCAUGGGCAUCGAGGCCAGUCAAGCCCCAGGCCCCACCUCAAGCCUCCAUCUCAACAACGGAAACAGCUCCGGCACCACCACACCCACCAGCCAUUCAGCAGGGUACCUGACGCCCAACCGGUUGUGUCCUCAGCAGGUCAACAGCCCCUCACCCCUGGGCAGCCCCCUCACAGCCACCCCUACCUCAUUCAUGUCGCCCAGGCCCCCCAGGGGCAGCGCGGGGCUGGGCGGCAGCCCGCGCGUCCCAGGGAACCCCUUCUCCCCUUCCACCCCUGGCCUGCACUCUCCGGCAGGGGCCUUAGGAGGUGGAGGUGGUGGUGGAAGCGGUGGAAUCCUCAGCAGGCAGCACUCAGGUGGGGACGGUGGAGCAGGGACCCCCCUGGGUUUCUCUCUGCCCUCCCCUCUACCUCAGAGGAAGGCCAGCACCCCCACCAGCUCCCCAACGCGCCCUCCCCCCGCCAAGCCCCCUGAGGGAAAAGGAGGUGGUGGGGGAGGAGAGUACCUGGGGAGUAACCCCAAACUCAACCAGCUCCUGGACAAUGGCAGAGUGGGGCCGCCUGGGGACCCCAACAACACCGCUCCUAACAUGCACCCCAACACCCCCACCUCCACCCCUCAGUGCCCGGCCUCCCACAGCACGCUGACGGAGCGCCACAAGAUCCUCCACCGCCUCCUGCAGGACAGCAGCCCGGCCGAGGGCGGCAACAACAAGGAGUCUGAGAUCAAGAAGGAGCCUCCUGCUAGCCCUGCCACCGCCAACCCCAACGGACCCCCCACCACCCCCCAGGACCACCAGCUGCUGCGCUUCCUGCUGGACACGGAUGAGAAGGACUUGAGAGACCUGCCCCCUCCGGCCGCUCUCAGCCUGCAGACGGUCCGGGUCAAGACUGAGAAGAGGGCCACCGGGGACACUACGCCCUGUGCUGCAGCCUGCGCCAGCCCCAAACCCGGCCCUGCCCAGAGACACGGACCGCCCAGAGACACGUUCCCCAGUGGACCUGCUGACCUGGACCCUCUCAGCCAGCUGCUGCCCACCCUCAGGGACCCCGUUGGGGCCAAGCAGGGCAGCAAGGAGAAGGUUGACCCUCAGGCCCUGUCGUCCCAUAGCCCCCAGACCCAACCUCAACCUCGGCUCCAGUCACCUCCACAGCCUCGGCUUCAGUCCCCCUCCCAACCUCAACCCCAACUUCAGUCCCCUACUCAGGUCCAGCCUCAGAACCAUCUUCAGUCUCCUCUCCAGUCCCCUACCCAUCUCCAACCCCAGAACCAGCUUCAAUCCCCUUUCCAGUCCCCUACCCAUCUCCAACCCCAGAACCAGCUUCAAUCCCCUACCCUACUCCAGCCCAGCGAGGCCAACGUACCCAGAGCCAUGAAUGUGAAGAGGGAGCCUCCCGGAACACCAAGCCGAGGGCUCACGGAAGGCUCCUCCAGCCUGCAGAACCAGUCACACUUUGACUUCUGCAGCCCCACCACCCCCAGCCAGGGACAGGGACAAGGGGAGCCAUUCCAGACACCGAAAGACAGCAGCAGCCCCUACACAGAGCCUGGACUCAUGAACUCGUUCAACUCCAACACCGGGUUGUCUAAGAUGGAGACGGACUCUCAGCAGUUCCGGCCCCUCGCCCUGACUGACUCUCUGUCCUUUGAUGGAGGCAUGGGAAACCCCGUGCAAGCCUCUCUGGCCUCCCCUCAGGAGCAGUGUGUCCCGUGCCCGCUGGACCAGCUGCUGUGCCCCCCCACCACCCCAGAGGGUCGUAACGAUGAGAAGGCCCUCCUGGACCAGCUGGUGUCCUUCCUGAGUGGGACGGAUGAGAGCGAGCUGGCAGAGCUGGACCGAGCCCUGGGCAUCGACAAGCUGGUACAGGGCGGCUGCUUUGACCCCACCCCUCAACGGUUUCCCUCCCAGCCCCCUGCCGCCACUCCCAUCUCCAUGGACCCAAAGCUGCCUGGCUACCCCUCUCAGUUCAGCACUGGCGCCCCUGCCCAGUUCCCUCGAGAGAUGGGGCAGGGUAUGGGGGUCUUUGGGGUACCCAGGGGAGCCUUCCCCGGGGGCAUGGGCAGAGCGCCUGGUGUUGCCAACCAGCUCCGACUGCCACCCAACCAGCUGAGGUUACAGCUGCAACAGAGGCUGCAGGGCCCACAGCAGCUGCAGAACAGGCUGGCUGCCAUGAGCCAGUUCCCAGGGGGAGCUCACGUUGCCAUGGGGAUGCGUCAGGGAGUGCAGCAGCCUCAUAUACCCUCUCAGCCUCCUCUAAACGCCCAGAUGCUGGCCCAGAGGCAGCGGGAGCUCUACAGCUUCCAGCACCGCCAGAGGCAGCUCCUGCAGCAGAAGGUCAUGUUGAUGAGGCAAGGCAUGGGGACCGGGGGGCCUAUUGGGGCCACCAGGGGACUAAAAGGACCCCAGCCACAGCAACAACAGUUUAGCUACCCUCCAGGCUACAGCCCCAUGUCAGGAAACGCACCCAGCUCUCCCAGCCUCUUCAAUCCCAUGGGAGGGCCCUUGGACCCCAAGCUGUCGGGCCUGGGCCCCAUGGGCAGCCAUUCAGCCAUGAUGGGUGGGAUGCAGGGACAGUUUGGGGGGGGGGUGAACUCGGCGGUCCAGCCUGGACUCUUCCAGCAGUUUGGAGGACCGGGUAUGGUCCAGCAAGGAGACCCGUCGUUCCCUCUAGAGCUCAGCCCCACCAGCCCCUUGCUGUCCCCUCAGAACUCCACCUCCCAGAGUCCUCUGCUCCAGCAGGCCCAGCCUCCUCCUGGGUACCAGUCACCUGACAUGAAGAGUUGGCAGCAAGCUGGCAUGGGCGGCAACAGCUUAUUCAGCCAGACUGGUCAGACGACGCCCCAAGCCUUUGGGCAACAGGGGGUCUACAACAACAUGAGUAUCACCGUGUCAAUGGCAGGAGGCUCAGGGGGUGUGGGCUCACUACCUCCCAUGGGACCACCCGUUGGCCUGGACAACAGUAACCUUGGCAACUCCAUGUGUAACGAUCAGGUACAGCAGGUUCAAGUGUUUGCCGACGUCCAGUGUACGGUGAACCUGGUGGGCAGCGACUCCUACCUAAACCAGCCGGGGUCCAUAGGCCCCCAGAAAGGACCCCAGGGUCCUCAGAGCAGCCAGUCCCAGCAGAAGAGCCUCCUCCAGCAGCUCCUCACAGAGUGACUCCUCAGCUCAGCUGCCUGCCAGCGGAAAGGUUCUCCAUAGACCACCACAACCUCUUUUCUUUUUCACCUUUGGUUUUAGACAGCUACCUGCUGGACUGGUUAGGAAGGCCCUGGGAGGGAGACUGAGGUCCAGGUAACAACGUGUCUGUCUAUCUACCCGACAGCCUCAGCCCGUACCGUAAGACCACAACGGUCGUUCAGCACUCAUUCCUGGUUACAUACUUUCAACACAAAGUCUGCUUCCUGUUCUGAGAAAGGAAUCAGGUUCCGGUUUUGCCAAGUCGUCGCGGUCGUCAAAACAUGUCCCGGUUCCUUAUUGGCCCGUUCCAUCAGGCCGUCGCAGCAGUACGUUUUGGGAGUGCAAGCAGCGUGCAGCUGAGCUCAGCUUUGGGUGGUUAACCCGUCGUCUCGCCUUUUUGCCUCGUGCGUGGCAGGUGGGGCGAUGUUGUGGGGACAACGUUUUAAGAAUGUUAGGUUUUUAACCUCUGCAAUGGUAAGCUCAGUUUCAGCUGGAUCUGUGACUGACUGGCUCUCUCCACUGCAGUGCCUGAUGGGAGGAAGUUCCCAGCUCUCAUUUUUGUUUUUCUGUUCUCGUCAUCUGCGUCGUCAGGACAACAAACAUCACGGCCAGGAUGGGAUGGGAGACUGCUCUGCUCUGUUCAGUUGGCAACACUGUCUUUCCUGGGAGGGCAUUUUCAAACUACCUGACUGUCAAACUAACUGUCUGUCCUACACAUUUUUCUCCCCAGCAUCUGUGAAUACGAGCCACAAUGGGCUCUCUUUGGCCUAUCAGUGUUGUUUUUCCAUGUAGAAACGCGCAGCUGGGUAGUAUUGUCCAGCAAAGAUGAGAUUAAUUCACACUAUCUACUUUCCUUUCUAAAGCGUAAUUGAAUUACUCUAAAAAGCAACUGUCAUUUUGAGCUCAAACUAUACAUUGCGAUUCAUUGCAGGUUCCCCCCCCCCCCUUUUAAAAGAAUUGCUGAGUCUAAGAUGUCAGUUGUGUUUUAAGGCGACAUUUGGCAUUAUGAAAAUGUAACACUGCUAAAUGUUGUUGUGGUGGGGAAACUGUCUCUAUUCUGUAAUGUGAAAAAAGAAAAUCUUGGUAUAAGAAUUUUUGCGAUUGAUUUAGAAAUGGCUAACUCUGCUCUUUUGGCAUCCCAUUGAAUGUUUCAAUAUCCUUAAAUUAACCUCAAAACAUACAGGAGUGGAUUAUCAAUAUCACACAAUGCCAUGAAUAUGUCGUAGCUAGUAACCGUAGAAUUUCCUCACAAAGAAGUGAUGGAUGUUGAAUGGGGUGUUGUCUUGGAAACACAGCUCUCUCUAUCUCUCUCCUCCGACUCUGCCCGUGAUGAUGUCACUCCACUGGCCGCACACUACAGCUCUUUUUGACUGCUCUUGUGACCUACUGUUGCCCAGUCAGACACUGUCUAUCAGCGCUAACCUCUGUUGAUAUUUACUAUACACAUUCAUUCACAUAAAGUCCUGCCAACAAACACAAUGUUUUUAUAGGGGUAAACAAGAACCCAUUAACAAGCAAUAACCAUAAUUGAAGAGACAAAAUAAAUGUUUUGCGACAUUGUAAUGAUAAUGAUGAAAAAUCAAGUCUACUUUGGCUUCUCUGCUCUAUCCCGGGUACCUGUAUUUCUGAUUAACAAGGCUUUCUAAAGGAGAACUGUUAUUAUCCAACCAGAUGUCUCACUGCUGUGUAUAUACAAGGUAUUUCACAAGGUGUGCAACAUUACCCGAGCACAGCUAAUAACUGAGGAGGGUUAGGGAUGAUCAGUUGAAAUAGCAUGUAUGAUCACCAUCCUCCUCCGGAGACCUCAAACUGAACACCAACUCAAACUGAACGCCAACUCAAACUGAACACCAACUCAAACUGAACGCCAACUCAAACUGAACACCAACUCAAACUGAACGCCAAUGUUCUAUGAUUUGUGAAUCACUUUAUGUACAGUUUCAGUGGCGUCUGUGUGCGUGUGCUUUAUACUGUACCCAAACAGUGGCUCAGGCGUCCUCACCAUACCACUCAAAUUCAACCUGGAAAUGGGAUCAUUUCGUGUGAUGUCGAUUACAGUUGACAUGAAAAGCUGGUAGCAAUGUCCAAUUUGAAUACUUUUACAGAAAAAAACAUUUGUGAAACAGAUAAACCUUGAUUUUACAUACCAAUUGUUCCUGUGUAUUUUAAGACACUUAAAAUGUUGCUUCGCUUUUACUCUAUUGCAUAAAUAAUGAAAUGAGGUAUUUCAAUUUCAUUCUCUUCUGAUAAUGUUACAUUUUCUUUUCUAUUUGAAUGGGCCGUGGGUUAACAGUUAGUAUUUAUCAAGGUUAAAGCCAUUCCUCAGCCACUGUUUGGUUUAUGUAAAUAAACAUACACUUUACAAGACACACGGAAGAAACACAAAUGAAUAACAGAAUGUUUGCGGAAGGAUUUAAUUUGUUUCCGGUAUACGUGUACUAUAUGGGGUACCAGCUAAAGGUUUCACACUCACAGAAGUAUUACAAAGGAUAACGUGUUUGUUUGUUUUCAUCUUCUUCACAUUCUCUCCAGCCUUUGCUCCUCAUUGAGGAACAGGCAUUUCUGUAUGAACAGUGGUAAUAGAACCGCAUCAAAUGUGGAAGUUAAUCCGAUCUGUUAAUAUCAACUGUUUAGCAUUUGGGAUAUAAUAUGCCAAAUUCAAAGCACCAUUAGACAAUGCUCAUUAACAAACAAACAUUAUUUUAAGCAAGAUCUGCUCAAUGGCAAAGACAGUCCAUUCAGUACAGGUACAAGGUAAAUAUUUGAACUGGUUCUUCAACAUGUUAACAUGUAUAUAACAGACAAUGUGAAUAUGUAUUUGUUCAGAAUCAACAAAAUGUAGUGCUCCAAGUUUGUGGUAUUAACUACUCGCUUCCAUUUUAUUUUUAUUUUUUUCAUUUUGAUGUAUAUGACUGUCUGAGUGUGUGUAUGUAUGUGAUUAAUACUGUGUAUCUGGUGUUUAAGAUGGAAACUGAUUAUGUCCUGAUUUGAUUUCUUCUACUUUUUAGAAAACUGCAAGUUUUCCUGUGGGUGUUGUUCAGAUUGCUCUUUAUGUGAGGGAAUGGUUUAGCGACUGCUGAAUGUGAUUUUACUGAGAGAGAAGCAGCAUGGAUUGGCUUUUGUACGGGUUCAUUUAAAAAGGCCAUAUUAUUUAAUUUAUCUGUUAUCAAAAAGUUUAAACAGAUUUGAGAAAGUGGAACCUUGGAUUCUGAGAAGCAUCGCUUCAGUAGUUAAGUGGGCUUUUGUAGAUUGCCUGAUGUAGUUUUUUGCAUUUUCAGAAGUAAUGACCAAAGCUUCAAGAUGUUUAAUUCAUAUCAUAUGCAAGCCUCAUGCAAUUGGAUGAGACAAAAUGUAGCGUUUGUUCAAUUUUCUAAAAUGAAAUAGUAUCAUACCUAUACAUACUAGCUCCUCUUUGACCACAUGACUAAUUUGUGGUAGUUUGUGCUUUGCCUGAUUGUCCUUUAUUCCCUUUUUGACACGUUUUGUCCUAAGAUAAUGACAAGUGACCUAGCAGCUAUAGUAUUUUUAUGUAACUUGUAUUCUUUGGAAUUUCCCAAAGUAUGAUCAGUUAGAAACUUAUUCUCCCUGUUGCCAUUGACUCCUAGCAAAGAUGCAAAAAGUAUUGCAUGGCCUGACGUGCUGUCAUUGUUUACAGGAAGAGAGAACCUUGCAACAGCUAGCUAUGCACCUUAGCGAAAAGCAUUUAUUUUACACUGAUUUAAGUAUUCAAAGCCACACUAGAAUCUGAAUCAAUUAUUUAAAUCAUGGUAUUUUCAGUCAUUAGUUAGAGAAGAAAAAAACUACCUAACUUUCCUUUUUUUAACUUAAACUAGUGUUGUUGAUAAUUGUCUGAUCUAUCAACUGAAUCUCAUUAAAAAAUAUUAAUGUAUUUAGCUGAAUACUUUAUACCAAAUUUGAGGUGCCUCUUGUAUAUAUUUUCUGCAUAGAGGACUGCUCCUCGCUGUUUGAUGAUAAUGUUAAUGAGGAUUUUCUUAUCUUUACCUUUAUAAAACAAGUUUGCUGUAUUUUACAUGACUUUUUUACUAAAUAUCUAAAUAUUCCAGGAAUUUGCAAGAAAUACAAUCUAGUUUUGCACUUUAUAUCAGAAUUAUUAAGAGGAAACAGGCCAUCAGGAAUACUGUUCAAAUCAGAUGACUAUUUCACGAUUAGGAAGAAAAAAAGGAAAUCCCCUGAAUGUAUUACAAAGUAAAAUAUUGAUUUGACUUUUCUUUAGCAAUCCUAGUCAUUUCUCAGGUUCUUAAAAACAAAGAACUUGGUUGUAUAGCCCAUCAAUAUGAUGACUAAAGAGAAGUGUACUUUCUCUACAACUAAUCUAUGUAGUUUCAGUUCUCUCUGCCACAGAUCCUCAAUCUAAACUAUGCGUAUCUUCUUCAGGUGAUCCACUGCCCCUUCCCUCGGCCAUCAGCUAACUAACGCGUGUACACUCAUACGUCUUGUCUUGCAGCAGCUUCAACUGUUAAAAACAUUCCCCCUCAGCUAUGCUCCCUGCAAUUAUUGUACUCUGCUGUAUAGUGUAGCAUCAGUUCUAUUCAUUAUGUUUCUAGGCUUAGUAAUACCUACCAAGCAGUUUACUGCUAUCCCUUUUGCAAUUCUUCACCACCUUAUCACAUACUGUCUAACACAGAAGUAACAUCCUUAGAUAAGAGUACUGCACUCUACCCUACACAGAAAUUACCUCUCAACUGUUAGAUUAUUGGAGCAACUGUUUGCUGAUGAUGUUUGUCAAGUAUUGUAAGUGCUGCCUUAUCGAGACUGAAGUUGGUUGUGGUUGGAGAACUCAAAAGCUUGUAUCUCGCCACUUAUAAGGGCAAUGAUUUCUCAUUGAAACGAGGUUCCACUUUUUCCCCUGUAAAAUGAAUAUAUAUAUAUAUUUUAUAUAUAUAUAUAUAUAUUUUACACAUUUUGUCCAGUUAUGUUUAUUAUACUUGUAUAAACUUGUUUUUAGAGAGGCAUCGGAGCAGCUGUGUAGGACAAUAUGAAUGAAGUAUCUGGAAGAAUUAUGCAUGUUUUUAUUUCUGUGUCCAGGUGGAAUACCUGGGAUAAAUCCUACCUUUUCUUAGGACAUUGUAGACAAUCAGUCUCAGGCUGGGUCCAGUACCUACAGGGGGUCCCCCCUGUAGGCUGAAAAACAAACAGUUUUUGCAUCUACUGAAAUGUCUUAUUCGUCUGUCUGUUUUUUGGGAGGUAUGUGGCUGCUCAGACUGGGAUUAGUUCAAAGUUUACACACUUCUACACAUACACCUCAUGCGUUCGAUCCCUCUUGCUUUUUCAAGGUGAAGAUGCUGACCUUGAAAGGAAAUGAUGCUUUGACUAACAAAUCUAUAACAUCCAUGAAUGUGAGAAUGCAACACAUCGCAAUAAAAGCACCGUGUAAAACA